UCCGCUUGUUGUCUGUGUAACCAAACAACACACGCUGAAGUUGUCUCAGUUGCAGAUUUUUUUUAUUUUAUUAUUUUAUUUUAUUUGUAGGCUGACUAAAAAUGAAUCUCAAUUUACCUCUGUCGUCGGUGCACAACGCCUCGCGCAACUUUCAGUUAAUAACACAGGACUUCCAGCACCCUGGAAAUUCAGAAACUAAUGCCUCAUCAUCACUCAGCUCAAACAACACGACUGGGAAGCUGGAGGACGACCUGGACGUGAAUACGGACAUUUACUCCAAAGUCGUGGUCACUGUGAUCUACAUCGGUCUCUUUUUAAUAGGGUGUCUGGGCAACUCCAUCACGGUGUACACGUUAGUUAAGAAAAAGACUUUACAGAACUUGCAGAGCACCGUGCACUACCACCUGGCGAGCCUGGCGGUGUCCGACCUCCUCAUUCUAGUUCUGUGCAUGCCAAUAGAACUCUAUAACUUCAUCUGGGUUCACAACCCCUGGGCAUUCGGCAACGCUGUGUGCAAAGGCUAUUACUUUUUGAGAGACGCGUGCACCUAUGCCACCGCUUUCAACAUUGCCAGCCUCAGCGUGGAGAGGUUCAUGGCGAUAUGCCAUCCUUUCAAAGCGAAGAGCAUGAUGUCCAGAAGCAGAACCAAGAAGCUGAUUAGUGCUAUCUGGGUGGCUUCUUUCCUGCUGGCCAUCCCCAUGCUUUUCAUCAUGGGGCAGAUCUAUGUCAGAGAGGUUAAAAUCUGCACCACAAUCGUGGACCAGUCGAUGGCAAAGACCGUCCUACAGGUUAACGCCUUCCUUUCGUUCGUAUUCCCCAUGGUGGUGAUCUCUGUGCUGAACACCAUUAUCGCCAAUCAGCUCAUACAGAUGUUUAAACAGGCUGCCCAGGACAGCAGGGUCUGCAACAUUGGAGGACAUCCCACAAUGCUGAGCGUCUCUGUGGAGCCCAGCCGAGUGCAGUCUCUUAGACAUGGGGUCAAAGUCUUACGGGCUGUUGUGGUCGCCUUCGUGGUCUGCUGGCUUCCGUAUCACAUUCGGCGCCUCAUGUACUGCUAUGUGACCGACUGGACAGACUUUCUUUUUGACUUCUACCACUACUUCUACAUGGUGACCAACGUCCUGUUCUACGUGAGCUCCACGGUCAACCCUGUCCUCUAUAACCUGGUGUCGGCCAACUACAGGCAGAUCUUCAUGUCGACGCUCAGCUACUUCUGUCUGCCUUGGAGGAGGAAGAGGAAGCGGCCUGCCCUCGCCAGGCAUUUCAACAGCAUCACGAGCAAUCAAACCUUCUCCAGUAACAUCAUUAAGGAAACAAUGUACUAGCACGGCUGCUGUGUCUCGGUGGCUCUAAGGCACUAAUAGUCUGGGUUUUGCGUUUUCAGCCAGGGGCUAAGCAUUUUAUUGGUGUUUUUAUUGACUUCAGAUCUGUCUGUGGUCAUUAUUGUAUGCAUGUUCAUUUUUCGUACCUGCUUAAUACACUAUUAUGCAAGUUCUGUAUGGUUCUGUGUUGCUGUUUCUGCUUCGAACAUUGCUCGUGCUUCUGAAAAGACUCCUCAACUCUCAUUAGGAUGGGUACGGCCUCCAUGUACAUCCUAACAUCUUUUCAGAAGUAAUUGCUGUUCAGAACACACAUCAUAGGAUAUUAAACAGGCAAGACAUAGGAGAAUAUGGGUGAAAUGUCUCUUGCUAGAACUUUUAGUGGUCUUCAAGGACAAAGCUAGUGAAGCUCUGUGUCCACGAACAAGGUGUUAAUGACUGGAUAUUUUCCAUAGUGUGUAAAUACGAUAAUAAUGCACAGUGCGUUGUAAAUAGUAUGACAUUUGCAUCACAGGAGUAGUUUCAUUUUCUUGUAAAGUUUUGUACAGUAGCCGUGCACUAAUACUGUCCAGAAAUGUGGAUUCUUGAACAGUAGGCUGUGAUUAUUUAAUGCAUACACAUUGUAAAUACCCAUUAUAUUUUUAACAGAGUACAUUGUCACCGUGAAUCUUACGGUUUUUAUGUUAAAAUAAGAAAUCACUUCCGCAGUCUAUGUAUUAAGUAUUUGUCUAAAGCAAGAACUCCAUCAGCAUGUUUGAGGUUUUUUUUUUGUAUACUUGGUUUACUGUCCAAAAGUUUUUAAAAAAAAACUACAGCUUACUGCACUACAGCUUUAAACACCACCUCUAACCUUUACUCCACUACUCGCUAAGUGUUUUAAAAUGAGAACAGACUGUUCCUUUUAAAACACAUGCCGGCUCUCUGUCUCGCUCCUGUAAAGAAUGGAUUUGCCCACUUUCAGUUCGUUCCAAUUACUGUACUUCUGAGAAGCAUCUGCUCAGCAGUGUUUCAGUGCAUUGACGUAAUAAUGUGUUAAAAUUGGGUCCUUCUUUCCUUCAGUCCUUGGGUGUGAUUAAGGUAGAGGAAGCAGCACAUGAUCCUUUUGAGUUUGCCUGUACUGGCUUUAAUGAAUACAGUACCUAUCUAGGCAGUUUAAGGCAAGUGGAAUAACGUCCGGUAUUAACUAUUCACAUGUCAUUUAAAAUGCCAUUGUAUUGUCAAACUACAUAACUGUAAUUACAUUACAACUGAUUUAACUAAUCAUGAAUACCAAUUCAGAUAGUGUGGAUCAGGCAUUCAAAUAGACGUGUGCAUUAAUUAGAAAUGUGACUCAAAGGGGCUCCCGAGUGGCGCAUCCAGUAAAGGCGCUCCUCGCAGGAUGUGCCCUAUAGCCUGGAGAUCGCUGGUUCGAAUCCAGGCUAUGUCACAGCUGACCGUGACCGAGAGUUCCUAGGGGGCGGCGCACAAUUGGCUGAGCGCUGCCCGGGUAGGGAGGGCUUAGGUCGGCAGGGGAAUCCACGGCUCACCGCGCAUCAGCGACCCCUGUGGCCGAUAGGGCGCCUGUGGCUCUGCAGCGGAGCCGCCAGAUCUGUGUUGUCCUCCGGCACUAUAGGUCUGGUGGCAUUGCUGUGGAUCUGCAGUGCGACAAAUGACGGCUUGGAAGGAGCACGUUUCGGAGGACGCGUGUUUCAGCCUCCGUUUCCUGAGUCGGCGGGGGGGUUGCGAGCGGUGAGCCGGGGAUACAGAUAAUAAUUGGGCAUGCUAAAUUGGGGUGAAAACCGGGGUAAAAAUAAUUGGCGACGACUAAAUUUAUAAAAAAAAAAAAAAAAAAAAAAAAUAGAAAUGUGACUCAAAAAUAUCAAAUAAGACUCAGUAGUGGGAUUUCAGGUGAAAAGAUGGUCAGAAAAUAGUGAAGGAAAUUCCCUUUUCACUUGUAAAUCACUUGUGCAGUUAUUACAUCGUGUGUGUGUGAGUGUUGAAAUUGUUUACAGUAUCGAUUAGAACCCAGAAUAAAUCUCAUAUAUGAACAGAAAAUGCAAAGUCAGUACACUAAAUAUUUAUGCAGUAAAUAUUUAGGUACAUAAACUGCCCAGUUAUUUAGCAAGAAUGAAAUCAUGCCUCUGAUAAGUAGGUUUGCCACAGACUGAUCAGGGAUAAUACAUUACUCUGGCAGAUUGACGUGUGUAUAAAUAUUUAGAGCAUUACCAGUCAACUGUGUAUGUGUGUGAAUCCAAAGUCGAUAGCAAGAGAAUUAUUCUUACACAAAAGCAUGUAAAGAGGGAUUUGCUGUCAGAAAGUAUUACAAUUCUGGGGCACUGGGAAGACAAAUUGAACCAGAUCAAGAUGACAAGCAACAUAAAGACUGCGUGCUAUGAGGGAUGUCGCCACUAGGAAGCAAAAAAAAAAAAGGAUAUCAUUGCAAUGCCCUUGGUGACUAGCAGUUGUACUGCAAGUUAAAAAAUAACUGUUACUCAAAAGCCAAUUCAGCAGUCAUUCAGAGGAUGAAAGAAGGAGUGAAAUAUGUCCUGAGUUUCUGCUGGACCAUGGGAAGGUUGUUGUCCGAGCCUUCUCAGAACCUUUUCUGUUCUCCAACAGUAGGAAGAAUACUGGGAGAGGGAUUUUCCAGGACAUGGUCUGCUAGCCAUAGCUGUAAAGGCUAUGGCAUGUUGAUAGCAGGGAUGUAAAGCUGAUCUGUGGAAGCAGUGUGGCUGGAAUACAAAGUGCAUGGGCUGAAUUGUAAAUGUGCAGAUCUGCAUUGCUGUUCAGGAGUGGAAAGCAACUGUGUUUUAUGCAUUAUUUUUCCACCAUUUCCUUCACUGUAAUGAGCACCUACAAGCUGUAAUUAAAAGAAAACUAGCUUACACUUCUUUUAAUAUGUAUUACACACAGCAGAUUCUGAUUACACGUGUAGUUGUUCAUUCGUAGUAUAUGCAUAAUUACAGUGUAAUAAACAUCACUUGGGACCUGAACCAGUAGUUGUUAAUAUUAUUACACACUGAACAGCUUCUUAGACUGUUUCAGUGCACUUUUUCCCCCCAUUGUUAUUUCCAAAGAGAAUAAAACAUAUAUAAAUAAAACAGAACCAAUGUUUGACAGUGAAUGUACUUAAAAUACAGUAAGUUCUAUUGUAUCAAUAAAAACAACUACAAAAAUAUAUUUACACUGUUUUACAUGUAAUUGUGAUUAAACUGCGGUGUGCGAAUGUAUUAUGGUUGACGUGCGGCUCCAGUUCCUGCUUGUAUUUGAAAUGUUUUGUGUUGGAUGUGUGUGCUAUGGUAUCUGUUAUGUUGUUAUGGUUUCCCCUUCCCUUGCAGUGAUAAACAGUGCCAAUGUAAAAUCAGCCGUCAAUUGCUGCUUUGUUGAAAUGUUGCCCUUUUGAAUAGAGUGCUUCAGUAUUUCUACAGAGCUCUAUUGUUAAAUGUGUAUGCGUCGAUAACAGUUUUCCUUUGUGACUCCACAGUUUUGUGUAGAUAAUCUGUAGUUUGAUAUUUGUGCAGGUAUCGUUUUGUGUCCGGUGUGCUCCAUGUGGUUUCUAUGGUUUGUUUUAAAGGAUUAUGUAAGGUGUAGCCGUACCUGUUUUAGUGUCAAAUGGAUUGUAAAUGGGAUAUGACGUUGACUGGAUAUGAAGAACAGUUCUGUGUGGUUUUUUUCCUAAUAAAUUGUUUGUGGCAAAUGA
Molecule: messenger RNA, 4995 nt
Organism: Acipenser ruthenus (sterlet)
Lineage: Eukaryota; Metazoa; Chordata; Actinopteri; Acipenseriformes; Acipenseridae
Product: neurotensin receptor type 1-like
Exons: 4
Coding region: 102-1325 (407 amino acids)
Biological process (GO): neuropeptide signaling pathway
Cellular component (GO): plasma membrane
Molecular function (GO): G protein-coupled neurotensin receptor activity
Source: RefSeq, a predicted model, not a curated record